Molecule: messenger RNA, 2315 nt
Organism: Moneuplotes crassus
Lineage: Eukaryota; Ciliophora; Spirotrichea; Euplotida; Euplotidae
Source: the annotation of a GenBank genome assembly
UGAAGGAUAACCCAUUCGUAAUAGGCAUUAUUGAUGAGUCUGAUGUAUACAACCAGGUCAUUACACUCGAGGAGAUCGUCCGACUGUUCAAAGAGUUGCAGUAGCUUGUAUUACGACCACUUCUUGAUACAUCUGAAGAAAUACCUUCCUGAUUAUAGGAAGAAACGAGAGUUUUCCUUAAGACCAGUCUUUCAAACCAUUAACAGCAUCGGAUUUUUGAGAGAUGUGCCUUCCUUUACUAAUUCGAGAGAAACUCAUUUGAAUAUUAAGAUAAUCAGCACAGCUUUGGUGUUGCUUAAGAAGCAGCUGCUUAAUUAUAAGGAUAUAUCUCAAGGAAUUCGCUCUUUCAGUCUUGCCGGCAAGGAAACAUACUGUGGGCAAAGAGUCGAACUCAACCAUGUCAAAGUCAAUAAUGCCCUUAGACUGAUGAACAAGGUCAUUCCAGAUAAGAAAUUUAUCGAAAAUUGGACGGAGAUGUGCUAUGACACUCUUGAUUGAAUGAGCUCAAGGAAAAAAACAGUCAUAGAGCAACUCUAUGACCCUAAUUGCUCUGACUCCAGUCGUAUUGACUUUGCUGAAAAUGAAUCAAGGUGUUUAGAUAGCUCAGAGGCUAAAUAUCUCCUUCCUCACGAAUUCCUUUAUCUAAUUUGCAAUGCUGAAGAUCGGGUGAGUCAUAUUAUGAAAACUAAGAAAGGUCCAGGCCUGAACCUGAAUAAGAAAAUCAUUAAAGAUUUUGACUUUAUCGACAAAAGAGAUAUCAGGGUUGGAUCCAAGGCUACUAUUAUUCAGAAAGAUCCAUGAAUUUAUUUACCUAGUUCAAUUAACUUUGAAGGGACUGGGAAUGCAAAAAACAUAAUGAGCAUGAGUAUAUCUCAGAUUAAGAAGGACCAAGGGUCUUCUAAGAGCCGCAUUAACAAUUACGACGAUCAAAAGACAACUGCUGAAGUCACUGGAAUCCUCAAAACCCUUGAGGAGAAGAACUCCAAGCUUUCAGAUGACCUCAAACAGGAUAUCUCACGCUUCAGGUACUACAAGGUUGAAAAUAAAAUGGUCAAAAGACGUACAGACAUUAUUAUCAAGAAAGAAAGUAACCGGAGAGGGUCAAAAACCAAAAGAGAUUCAAGCUCAAAGAAAAAUAGCCAGAUUGGAGUCGUGACUACAGGGCAACCUGUGCCUAUUCCAAGGAUUCCUACUGAGAAAAUCCAGCCUGGGACUCAGAGAUCCAGGCAGACAAUCAAUCUCUCCUCCCUGAAGGACGAGAAGCGGGAUGCAAAAACUGACAUUUUCAGUAAAACUGCGGUUGAAGUACACUCGAGCGACCAGAAGAAACCCAAGAAGUUGAAGAGGUCUGGGACUGGUCCCAUCAACUACAUUUCCAAGAACAAGCAACUUGGAAGGGUUGCUGAUAUCAAUAAACGCAGGUUUUCCAAGCUAUUUUGCCCUAACGAUGAAGAAAGGGAGAGAAAUAUCAGAAUUAAAACUAUGAAAAGAGAUGCUCACACUGCUAGGAUGGGCAACCGAGAGAAGAUCCACUUCUUCAUGAAUUCAGACAAGCCAGAGACUCCUGGCAUCGGCUCAUAUAGAAACCAAUCUGUUAGAGAGAAGAAAAAUCUUGAUAUCAAGCAAACUAAUACAUUGAUCAGCAAGGUAAAUCCUGAGGAGCUUUAUGAAAAUAUCAUCAAGAAGGAUAAGCCUCGCACCAUGCAAGCAAAGACAUCAAUGACAGAUGCCAAUUUUACACAAGGUUUGGGCAACUUUAGGAACCGUGAGCAAAUGAGACCAAUGACUCGACAGGAGAAAGCUCUAGAAUCAGAGCCUUCAGCUGAUAUCUCAGAAAGAAACCACAAAGAGUCAAAGAUGAGUAGCUUGUUAAUCCAGUCUGACGAGAAAGGCCAGAUGCAGUACUUCACUCUGUUCAAAAAGGGCCUAAAGAAGCCAACAUUUGAAGAUGAGAAUAAGAAAUUUAAGAAGAAAGACCUGCCUCCGAAGAAGAAGAGGAUUGUCGAGAAGCCUAUUCGGAGUUGGAGGAAGGAAAAUAUUCACCUCGAGACAGUCAUGGGUAAACUAUUGACCUCCUACGCAAUGAUGAAGCCACAAGAAAUUGAUAUUAGAAAAGGAAGCCAGAAAAUGAAAGGUAAAAUCCAGACCAGAGAAGCACAGAGGCCAGGAGCUACACAUGUGAAAUCCCAGAACUUACUCUUGUACAACCAGAAGGUCCCAGAUGAGGAGUACUUUGACAUGCAGAAGAAAUCAGAGAAGAGUUUUAGAGGCUCCCAGUCUCAUAAAUUCACAAUGAAGUAAAUUCAAUUUUAUAA